AUGCGAUCUUUAGCUAGUGCUCCUUCCGCGCUCCUCGUUGUUGGCAAGUUUGGUGCCACAAUCCAUGUUCUCCAUCUCGUUCCCGAGGACGGCGCCAUCGAACGCUUCAGUCUCACAACCCCAUCUUCCACCUUCCGCUAUGGUGGGGCCACGGAGCAGGGCCGCCAGCAGAUCGGUGUGGUCACACUUCACGUUGGAGAUGGCGAGACCACCACCAACUUCCUCAAUGACAUUGAAGCCCGAGCCCGCAAGCUGUGGAACUCUUCCCUAAGCUUGAGCCCGGCGCGGAGUGUUGAGGUGAUUCAACUGGUGCAAAACGUCCUCCAGCCAGCGGCCCUUGAUGUGAUUCGUGAAAAAGAGGGGCGAGAUCGCUCUAUGAAUGCCACACAGAUGUACCCCGUUUUUGUUGUUCACAUCGCACGCUCAAGGGCAGGUAGGAUCCUGAUGGCUGAGCCAACGAGCAUCUCUCAAUGA
Molecule: messenger RNA, 474 nt
Organism: Histoplasma capsulatum G186AR
Lineage: Eukaryota; Fungi; Ascomycota; Eurotiomycetes; Onygenales; Ajellomycetaceae
Exons: 1
Coding region: 1-474 (157 amino acids)
Source: RefSeq, a predicted model, not a curated record